Humulus lupulus (European hop) is the source of this 474-nucleotide messenger RNA. RefSeq lists its product as uncharacterized. Gene Ontology annotation, molecular function: RNA-DNA hybrid ribonuclease activity; nucleic acid binding. The transcript has a single exon. The record is from RefSeq and is a predicted model, not a curated record. Bases 1 to 474 code for a protein of 157 amino acids. Lineage: Eukaryota; Viridiplantae; Streptophyta; Magnoliopsida; Rosales; Cannabaceae.
AUGACAUUAGUGUCAAAAGUUGACCCUUUGAGGUACAUUCUAUCAAAACCCGUGUUGUCUGGGCGAUUGGCAAAAUGGUCCUUGAUUUUAUCAAAGUUUGAAAUCAACUUUGUCCCGCAAAAAGCAAUAAAAGGACAAGCAUUGGCUGAUUUUCUGGCAGCGCACCCGGCUCUAGACAAUAUGGAGUUUCACGAGGACCUUCCAGACGAGGAAGUUUUCACAAUUGAAACCUCAUCUUGGCAACUUUACUUUGAUGGGGCAGCAAAGAAAUGUGGGGCAGGUGCUGUCAUUGUCUUUGUGACACCUUCUGGAGGACUGAUGCCUUACUCUUUUCACAUUCUGGCUAUAUGUACCAAUAAUGUAGCAGAAUAUGAAGCGUUAAUAAUCGCUCUCAAAAUUGUACUUGAAAUGCAAAUACAAUCACUAGAGGUAUAUGGCAAUUCUCUUCUGAUUAUCAAACAAAUUAAUGGCUAA